This is a messenger RNA of Suncus etruscus (white-toothed pygmy shrew), 1414 nucleotides long. It is a transcript of the gene KRT20, whose product is annotated as keratin 20. The record is from RefSeq and is a predicted model, not a curated record. Gene Ontology annotation, molecular function: structural molecule activity. Lineage: Eukaryota; Metazoa; Chordata; Mammalia; Eulipotyphla; Soricidae.
AUGGAGAACAAAACCACAGCUCCGAAGGACACUGAGUUCCUCCUCUGGCGACUCCUGCCAUUGAACCUUGGCUGGCCCCCUGAAUUGGAAGGGACCGCCAAGCAGCGCUAUGCCCGCAGCGUCUAUGGCGGGGCUGGAGGCCACAACACCCCGAUGCUCUCUGCUGCCCGUUACAUGGUGGGCGCUGGAAAUGUCAUGGGAGGAGAACUGUUUGCUGGCAACGAGAAGCUUGCCAUGCAGAACCUCAAUGACCGCCUUGCAAACUACCUAGAAAGGGUGCGGUCUCUGGAGCAGUCCAACUCUCAGCUGGAACUGCAGAUCAGGCAGUGGUAUGAGACCAACACACCCAGUGCGUCCGGGGACUACAGUGCUUACUACAAGCAAAUCGAAGAGCUGCGCAGACAGGUGGAGGAUUAGAGAUGCCAUACUAGCCAAUCCCGUUAUGUCCUGCAAAUGGAUAAUGUUAUUCUGGCUAUUGAAGAUUUCAAAAUAAAAUAUGGUAAUGAGAGAGCAUUGCGUGGGGCUGUCGAAAAUGAUCUCCAAGGUUUGAAUAAAGUCCUUGAUGAUCUAACAAUAUCUAAAACAGAUCUGGAGGCACAGAUUGAAGACCUUACUAAAGACCUGGUUGUCCUCAAAAAAGAACAUCAGGAGGAAGUGAAUGCUCUAAGCAGACAACUGGGCAAAUCCGUCACAGUGGAGGUGGACUCUGCUCCUGGCAGGAACCUUGGUGCCAUCAUGAAUGAGAUGAGGCAGAAGUAUGAAGUCCUGGCCCAAGAGAAUCUUCAGAAAGCCAAAGAACAGUUUGAAUUACAGAUUGGCACUCUGCAGCAAGAAGUCACAGUGAGCAGUGAAGAGUUAAAGGGAGCUGAGAUUCAAAUCAAGGAGCUAAGACAUACCUACCAAACCUACGAGAUAGAGCUUCGAUCUCAGCAGAAUGUGAAAGAAUCUUUGGAACGUACACUGGAAGAGACCAAACUUCGUUAUGAUGAGCUAUGUGCCAACAUUCAGCUACAACUAAAUGCCCUCAAGGACCAACUGGUGAAUAUUAGAAAUGAGGCAGAGUAUCACAUGAAAGAAUAUGAUAUUCUCCUUAACAUAAAAACCAGGCUGGAGCAGGAAAUUGCUACUUAUCGCCGUCUUCUGGAAGGAGAAUCCAGCGUAACUAGAGAUAUAGUCACAGACAUGCAUGCCCUGGAAGAUAAAGAGGUUAAGAAAACAAGGAAGAUUAAGACAGUCGUGGAAGAAGUAGUGGAUGGCAAGGUUGUGUCAUCUGAAAUCAAAGAAGUGGAAGAAAAAAUAUAAACAGUUCCCAGAAGGCCAUCCCAGAAGCGGGAUUUUUGCUGUCUGCAAGAAAGUGGUUCUAAGAAAGACCUAUUAAUGCUUUAUAGUUGCUGGAGAGAAGGAAAUCAGUUCA